Messenger RNA from Dipodomys ordii (Ord's kangaroo rat), 1643 nucleotides. It is a transcript of the gene Dpp7, whose product is annotated as dipeptidyl-peptidase 7. Gene Ontology annotation, cellular component: vesicle. The record is from RefSeq and is a predicted model, not a curated record. Gene Ontology annotation, biological process: proteolysis. The coding region runs from base 1 to 1437 and encodes 478 amino acids. The transcript has 12 exons. Gene Ontology annotation, molecular function: dipeptidyl-peptidase activity; serine-type exopeptidase activity. Lineage: Eukaryota; Metazoa; Chordata; Mammalia; Rodentia; Heteromyidae.
AUGGCCCAGCGAGCGGGCUCCACGCGCUCACGCUGCUGUGUCAGCCCCACCCCUGCCCAGGGCCCACUGUACCUGUCCCUGCCCCUCCUCUGUCUGGCGCCCAAUGCCUGUCCAAGCCUCAUCUCUGUACACCUGCUCCCUACAGACAAGUUCUGGAGAAAGGGUGAGGGACCCAUCUUCUUCUACACUGGGAACGAGGGGGACAUUUGGGUCUUCGCCAAUAACAGUGGCUUCCUGGUGGAACUGGCAGCCCAGCAAGAGGCCCUGAUCAUCUUUGCGGAGCAUCGAUACUACGGGAAGUCACUCCCGUUUGGCCCUCGGUCCACGCAGCCAGGGCACAUGCAGCUGCUGACUGUGGAGCAGGCGCUAGCCGACUUCGCUGAGCUGCUCCAGGCCCUGCGUAAGGAACUCAGGGCCCAGCAAGCCCCCGCAAUUGCCUUCGGAGGGAGUUACGGGGGGAUGCUCAGCGCCUACCUGAGGAUGAAGUUUCCCCACCUGGUGGCCGGCGCGCUGGCUGCCAGUGCACCCGUCCUGGCCGUGGCAGGCCUCGGUGACUCCUGUCAGUUCUUCCGGGAUGUGACAGAGGACUUCCACAACCAGAGCCCCAAGUGUGCGCAGGCUGUGCAGGCCGCCUUCCAGCAGAUCAAGGACUUGUUCCUGCAGGGAGCCCACGACAUCAUCAGCCAGGAGUUUGGCACCUGCCAGCUGCUCUCCAACCCUAAGGACCUGACUCAGUUUUUUGGUUUUGCCCGGAAUGCCUUUACCCUGCUGGCCAUGAUGGACUACCCCUACCCCACCGACUUCAUGGGGCACCUUCCCGCCAACCCCGUCAGGGUUGGCUGUGUCAGGAUGCUAAGUGAGACACAGAAGAUCAGAGGACUGCGUGCACUGGUAGGGCUGGUCUACAACUCCUCCGGCACAGAGCACUGUUAUGACAUCUACAAACUGUACCAAAGUUGCGCUGACCCCACCGGCUGCGGCACCGGCCCCGACGCCAAGGCCUGGGACUACCAGGCCUGCACAGAGAUCAACCUGACGUUUGACAGCAACAACGUCACCGACAUAUUCCCUGAGCUUCCGUUCACGGAGAAGCUCCGCCAGCAAUACUGCCUGAACACGUGGGGCGUGGAGCCCCGGCCAGACUGGCUGUACAACAACUUCGGAGGUGAUGACCUUAAAGCUGCCAGCAACAUCAUCUUCUCCAAUGGUGACCUGGAUCCCUGGGCAGGCGGUGGGAUUCAGAAAAGCCUCAGCAGCUCAGUGGUGGCCAUCACCAUCCAUGGGGGAGCACACCACCUCGACCUCAGGUGGUCCCAUCCACAAGACCCCCUGUCGGUUGUGAAAGCUCGCAGGCUGGAGGCCGCCUUGAUCCGUGAGUGGGUGAAGGCAGCCAGGCAUAAACAGCAGCUAGCCGUCCACCAGGGACCGGGGACCUAAGGGCAGCCCUCACUCAGCUAAGACCAGACAGGACGUGGAGUCGCACAUCUCAGCACCUCUUGUGGUUGCUGCCUGGCUGCCUGCUCCAUGUCUAGAUGCGCCGUCCAGAUCCGAGGGCCGGCCCGUGUGUGGACCCUGGGACCUGAGGAGCCCAAGGCUCUGAGCCCAGUUCUCCCUCGAGUGAGGGAGGAGUUGGAGGGAAUAAA